Molecule: messenger RNA, 2247 nt
Organism: Syzygium oleosum
Lineage: Eukaryota; Viridiplantae; Streptophyta; Magnoliopsida; Myrtales; Myrtaceae
Product: DEAD-box ATP-dependent RNA helicase 5
Exons: 14
Coding region: 103-1764 (553 amino acids)
Biological process (GO): rRNA processing
Cellular component (GO): nucleolus
Molecular function (GO): RNA helicase activity; ATP binding; RNA binding
Source: RefSeq, a predicted model, not a curated record
GCUUGCCCCUCUCCUGAACUGGCACCGAUUUCGCUCCUCGCCCACCCCAAAAAGAAAGACUCCACCGUCUCCUCCUGCUCGGCAAAAGCUCCGGCGACAGCCAUGGGCAGAAAGCUGAUGGAGUCGUCGACGGAGAGCGAAUCGAGUGUCCUCGAGGAGGCGAACGUUCGCGACCUCAAGCCAGAGCAGGAGAAGAAGAAGAAGGACAAGAAGAAGAAGAAGGACAGAAACGGAGACUCAGACCUCCAAUCCGCGGAGGAGCUGAAUCGGUCGAGCCAGAAGAGGAAGGAGCACGGUGAAGACGGAGCUGAGGCUGACGUCAUUGCUAAGAAGAAGAAGAAGAAGAAGAGGCGCGAGAGGGAAGCCGCGGGCGAGGCGAUCGAAAAUGGCGGGACCGGAGUGGCUGAUUAUUCUGUUGCGGAUGGGAAAGACGAGGAGGUUAGGAGCGGCAAUGUGGUGGUGAGCGGGAGGAAUGUGAAGGAUCCGAAGUACUCUCCGGUGGAGUCGUUCGCGGACGCCAAGCUGCCGGAACAGGUGCUCGAAUGCUGCAAGGGCUUUGCGAAGCCGUCUCCGAUUCAGUCCCGGGCGUGGCCGUUCUUGCUAGACGGACGCGACUUUAUUGGGAUCGCGGCGACCGGUUCAGGUAAGACUCUGGCCUUUGGAGUGCCAGCCGUUGUGCAUGUUUUGGGCAAGAGGAAGGGUAUGAUGUCGAAGGGGAGGCGUCCGCUUUGCCUUGUGCUGUCACCGACGAGGGAAUUGGCUCAACAAAUUUCAGAUGUUCUGGUUGGUGCUGGAAAAGCUAGUGGUGUGAAAUCAGUAUGUGUGUAUGGAGGGACCCCCAAGGAACCUCAAAGAGCUUCUAUGAAGUCUGGUGUUGAUAUUGUCAUUGGAACUCCUGGUCGUUUGAAGGAUCUGAUUGAAGAGGGUGUUUGCAGCUUAAAUGAAGUAGCUUUUGUGGUCCUUGAUGAAGCAGAUAGAAUGCUUGACAUGGGUUUUGAACCAGAAGUUCGUUCUAUAUUGAGCAGCACAUGUUCUGUUCGCCAAACAGUAAUGUUCAGUGCUACAUGGCCUCUUCCUGUUCAUCAAUUAGCACAGGAGUUUAUGGAUCCUAACCCAAUUAAGGUUGUUAUAGGUUCAGAGGAUUUAGCUGCCAAUCAUGAUGUUAUGCAGAUAGUUGAGGUACUAGAUGAUCGUUCACGUGAUGAACGCUUGGUUACCCUUUUACAAAAGUAUCACAGUUCCAAAAGUAACAGGGUAUUGGUCUUUGUCUUGUACAAGAAUGAAGCUUCUCGUGUAGAACAGAUGCUUCAAGCAAGAGGCUGGAAUGCUGUAUCUAUCCAUGGCGAUAAAAAACAACAUCAGCGCACAAUGGCACUACAAUUGUUUAAGAAGGGAACCUGUCCUUUGAUGAUUGCCACUGAUGUUGCUGCUCGUGGAUUGGACAUUCCGGAUGUUGAGGUCGUGAUUAACUAUAGUUUUCCUCUAACAACAGAGGAUUACGUCCAUAGAAUUGGAAGGACUGGACGUGCUGGAAAUAAGGGUGUAGCACACACAUUCUUCACGAAAGAGAACAAGGGGCUUGCUGGGGAGCUGGUCAAUGUUCUCAGAGAAGCUGGGCAAGUUGUGCCUGCUUCUCUUCUGAAGUUCGGUACUCACGUGAAGAAGAAGGAAUCAAAGCUUUAUGGAGCUCACUUCAGAGAAAUUACUGCAGAUGCUCCGAAAGCUAAGAAAAUCACAUUUGACAACUCCGAUGAUGAGGACUGAAUUACUGAUAACUGUGGUUGCACUAUCUGGAGAGGAAAACAGAAGGCAAUCGCACUUGGCACGAGACUUCUGCACUUCAAGGUUUCCAAUAUUAAUGUUUGGGUGUAGAGGAGAAAAUAUAUCGUGACAAACUACAUUAGUCGAAAUGGGACAACGGAGUUCGAGGGACUCAUGUUGCUAAACCAUCCAUGGAGAUAGGAGUUGCCUUUGUCAGCCCACAGAGGAGGAGAAUACAGCAGAUCGCGGUGUAAGCAGCGGGAUGAGUCAUAUAGAUAUCAUGUAGGGUUUCUUUACGUGAAACUUCUGGUUAUUUUCUUAUUUGGGCUCUUUAUAAUGUGGUUUUGCUCGUCAUUUUUACAUUGUUAUUGGCAUUGUUAAGGCGAGUUAGAAUAGUGAGCACGGAAGGAGAAGGUUUUUCUCUUGGACGUAUAUUUGGUUAUUCUAUUCUAUCAAUGAAAGAUAAAGGAAAUUUAUCCAUGGUAA